This is a messenger RNA of Sclerotinia sclerotiorum 1980 UF-70, 4692 nucleotides long. RefSeq lists its product as hypothetical. Gene Ontology annotation, molecular function: protein binding. The record is from RefSeq and is a predicted model, not a curated record. The transcript has 3 exons. NCBI's taxonomy places the organism in Eukaryota, Fungi, Ascomycota, Leotiomycetes, Helotiales, Sclerotiniaceae. Bases 1 to 4692 code for a protein of 1563 amino acids.
AUGAGUAAUCUCCUCUGGAAAUAUUACCUCGAAGAUGACGUCGAUAAAUUUCGACGCCUACUGGCAAAUACUGCCUAUUCAUCGCAGCAUACACUGAAAAGUCAUGGUGGAGGAGGGCCGGCAUUCUCCAGCAGCUUUGGGAACAAAAUAGGGAGUUCAGGCGGAUUUGGAACAUCACCAAAGACUUUCGGCAAGAACCGCAAAACACCCGGUCCAGCUGGAAACUCAAAUGGGAAUAAAGGACAGGGAAAUGCGAUCAGCAAGGCAGAAUUGAAUAGCAGAGAUUAUGCUGGGUUAACUGUCUUACACCGAGCUGCAUCUUCGACAUCUACGAAUGCAAUAAUCUUUGCGACCUCUCUUAUCGAACAUCCUUCCAUCGACCUCUAUAUACAAGAUACGGAAAGUGGGUGGACAGCGUUGCAUAGGGCUUUAUAUUUCGGCAACGUCACAAUUGCUCGAGCAAUUAUCGAGCGAGACUCGAAGGAUCGCGCCGCUGGAAAUACAGGAGCUAAGCCGGACUCUUCGGUUAUCAAGGUCAAGGAUAGGGAGGGAAACACCCCAUUUGAUGUAUACAAUGCAACUAUCGCAAGGCGAUCUCUGCUAGACCGAGGAGAGCAGGGAGUACCUCACCGUUCAGAUGAUGAUUCUGAUGAGGAGUUAUUCGAUUCACCGUCGAGCGAAUCGUCAAAGUUCAAAAGUAUCGAUGGUGACGAACUUUAUGCAUUUGGUAGUAACAAGAACUUUUCAUUGGGUUUCGGUGAUCAGGAUGAUCGUCAGUAUCCGGAGAAGAUAACGCUUAAACGUCCUGACCAUUUACUCUUUCGAUUUUAUCAAGAAUACUUGGACUCUGUCUAUGAUCAUAACCCUAUUGGAAACCCAAAAAUGCCCAAGACAGUAUCUGAACUUCCUUCCAUGAUUCAAAAUAAGCCCAUCAUCAUACAAGAUGUUGCUCUGUCCAAACUUAGUAGCGCUGUAUUAACUACGGAUCCGGAAUCAAACCUUUACAUGUGUGGCUUUGGCCCUGGAGGUAGAUUAGGCAUGGGGGAUGAAACCACUCGUUUCAAUUACGUGCCAGUAGAUCAAGGCGGUUUGGCAGGAAAGAAGGUCGUAACUGUUGCUUUAGGUCAAAAUCAUACGCUUGCAGUCUCGUCGGAAGGAGAGAUUUUCAGUUGGGGUACAAAUACUUGGGGUCAAUUAGGCUACAAUCUACCUCGACCUGCGCUGAAGGAUGAAGAACCACUUUGUACAACCCCGCGCCAGAUAUUUGGACCUCUGAAAAGAGAAAUCAUUAUUGGCAUAGCUGCAUCUGCUAUUCAUUCAGUGGCCCACACGUCUACCUCAUUGUUUUGCUGGGGAAAGAAUGAGGGACAAUUGGGUCUUAUGGACUCUGACUCACGAUCUUUGGAAGCUCAACCAAUACCUCGCAGAGUUGCCGCAUCUUUAUUCAAGUCAUCAAUUGUAAAAGUUUCGGCCAUUAGUGGUGCAACUAUAUGCCUCUUGGCAAACCAUACAGUCUGUGUUUUCACGAAUUAUGGUUACAACAUGGUCAAGUUUCCGUUGUAUGAGGGCUUCACAAACUAUCAUUUACAAAGUACCUCGCUCACGACUCGAUAUGACUCAGAGUCAAAUAAUAUCACUACUAUUGAGUCUGGCGGAGAUACAAUUGCGGCUAUAUCUGGUAGAGGUGACUUGUUUACCUUCAAUGUAAGGAAAAUUGAUACAAAAGUUGCGGCGGCUUCUACAACGAAUCCCUCCAAAAUUAAAGAUGCUUUAUCACAGCCGCAGCGAGUCUGGUCACUUCGCAAGGGUAAUUGGGAUGGAAUAAAAUCUGUUGGUGUCGCCGAGAAUGGGUCCGUGAUAGUUUGUACUCAGGCUGGAGCGGUUUGGCGACGCAUCAAAAGAGCUAAGAAUAAGGAUGCUUUCACUGGGAUCAGUGGUUACGACCGGAAGGAUUUCAAAUUUCAGCGGAUCCCGGGACUUACUAAAGUAGCUGCUGUCAGAAGCAAUCCUUUUGGUGUGUUUGCGGCCAUCCGUAAGGACUGUGAUGUGACCAGGACUCAAGUUGCAGUUGAAGAUAAGACAUUGUGGGAUGAUAUUGCACCUUUGCUAAGUAUCCGAGAUCUUGUAGCUUCGGAGCAUCCAGUAGAACAGGCGGGAAGUCUAGUAAACCCUCGCCUGGCAAAUUUGGACAUCGAAUAUGGCCCUGUCCUCGCGGCACUGAUCAUGUCUCCGGACAUCGAGGAAGAUGUCCAAGGCUUGCUCAUGGGAGUGGAUUCUGAGAGUGGUGGUUAUGAUGUUGAGAUAUGUUCCAGUACAUCUGACAUCGCAAUACCUGUCCAUGGCUUUAUGCUGGCAGCUAGAUCAUCUGUCUUGAGAUCACUUCUUGCCGACUCUCAUGCCAACGGAACCACUUCACUGUCUAAUAUCCUCAACAUUGAAAAUAGUACGGGUGGUAAAAAGAGAAUUAUCUUUAACGGCAUAGAUUUUAUCACCCUUGUCAAUUUCGCUAUCUUUCUCUACAUUGACAAAAUUGCUGAUGUUUGGGCCUUCGCGAAUUAUCUCCCGAAUAUGGCCUUCAGACUGAGGCAGGUUAGGAUUGAAAUCAUGAAGCUUGGUUCUCAUUUAAAUAUUCCCUACCUAACUCAACCUGGACUUGUCAGAAGGCCCUCAGACAAAUUGAACUCUGACAUGGACAACGCUAUUACAGACGAGAAAUUCUUCGAUAAUUGUGAUGCUAUUGUUGAGUUGGAUGGAGGAGAGAUGCCUAUUCACAGUGUGCUUGCAUGUCAAAGAUGUCCUUUCUUCGAUGGUCUAUUUAAUGGUCGAUCGGGAGGUCAAUGGCUUGCUGGUAGACGCGCAAAAAUCACAGAUCCGAUCAGCAUCGAUUUGAAGCAUAUUUCGCCUGAUACCUUCGAACUGGUAUUGCGUUAUAUAUAUGCGGAUGUUGGACCUGAGCUUUUUGAUGAUAUCGUCUCCACUAAUAUUGAUGAGUUCUCGGAAAUAGUUAUGGACGUCAUGAGUGUUGCGAAUGAGUUGAUGAUUGAUAGAUUGUCUCAGAUCUGUCAACAAGUGUUGGGUCGUUUUGUCAAUACUCGAAACGUAUGCAAUAUCAUCAAUGCCGUGGCACCUUGCUCAAUCACCGAACUUAAAGACGCCGGCCUUGAGUAUAUGUGCUUGCAGCUGGAGUCAAUGCUUGAGAAUCGUUUACUUGAUGAUCUUGAUGAGGACCUUCUCCUUGAAUUAGAUGAAGUCGUGCGUGACAAUCAAUUGAAUUGUCUUCCAUUCGCCAAAAGUGGACGAGCUGAUCUAGAUUUGCACGAGAAAUAUCCUGAAUUGGCGGGGGACAUUGAUGAGGAAAGACGUCGCAGACUUGGAGAUAUGAUCUUCCGUGCUCAUCUAAGAGAUGAUGAUAAUCGAAUAUCUUCAUCUUUCAAGGCACGUAUGGGGAGUCUUGAUGAUUAUUUACCCUCUCCAAGUAAUGAUAAAGCUAGGAGGAAAUCAAGGGUGGUCAAGAACGAACCAUUUAGCCCAAGUGUACGUCCUAAGGAUGCAGCGGCUGAUUUCAUGUUUGAUAUGGAUGACGAUGAAGAGCCUGGUAGUCCACCUGAACUGAACUUGACUAACGACCUAACUUCUGCUUCCCCUGGUGGUCCAGUAACUCCAAGGUUCCCUACAACUGGUUCGACGCCUAAGGUUUUCGAGUCAGGAUCUCCUACGGACUUUCGAAAUUCUGUCGGAUUAGGAAUCAAUCACAAUCCAGACACCCCUCAAACUGGAAAUAAAACUUGGUCUUCUCCUAAUCUUUUAGUCAAGCUGGACAUGAAAGAUAUUAUGGCCCAAGCAUCAACGAACCGUACUUCGAAUUUAUCAAUGAGUCUCUCAGCUCAAAAGGCCAAGGAUGAAGCGAAUGCCAAAUCAUCUACCCCAAAACUUUCACAGAAAGAACGUAAGAAGCAACAGGCAGCUCUUCAACAAGCAAUUGCACAAACUCCUGUGAACAAGGGUAAAGACAAGGCAUCUUCUCCUUGGCAAAUUGCAGGUGUGGGUUCAAAAACGAACCUCAAGGAUAUUCUUGAUAAGGAUAACAAAUCUUCACCAUCAUCCUUAGCACCAAACCCAACAACCUCACCAGCUAUCUCACCUUCAAGUACUACUUCAACUAUACGUCGAGUCACGGCGCCAGAUACUCGAUUUGCUGGUCAAAAAAGGAAUGAUAAUAACAGCAUCACGAAAGCACAAAGAUCUUCACCUGGUCCAUCAAGGCCAAGCUUGUUAACACCAAGCAAAUCGUCUCCACUUAUUCCUCAUUCGAAAUCAUAUACAGCGCCAGCAGCGAAAGCCGAACCGUCACUACAGUUAUCCAUGGCUGAUAUCAUAGGAAUGCAACAAAGAGAGCAAGAAGUGAUUAAAGAAGCAGUUGCAAAGCGAAGUCUUCAAGAAAUUCAAGAAGAACAAGCAUUCCAAGAAUGGUGGGAUCAAGAGAGUAAAAGGGCUCAAGAGGAAGAAGCUUUGAGGGCAAAGGCUUCUACUGGAGUUAGUAGAGGUGGUGGUAAGUCUGGUGGUGGUAGAGGAAAGGGUGGACCGAGAGGGAGAGGUGGAAGGGGAAGAGGUGGUGGGGAAUCUGUUAGGGGUGGUGGUGGCGGAGGAAGGGGAAGAGGAAAAUCUCAGGAAAAAAGUACUGGCGCGAAUUAA